GGACGGGGGGCGCGUGGGGCUGGCAGCGAGGCCGUCCUGGGCACACGGAGACCGGGGAAGAGUCCGGGAGCUGCCUCGCCCCUGGGAAUCACCGCCUGAAAGCAGCGAUCCCGAGUGCCGUCUGCAUCGCCAGGCAGUUUGGAAAAGCUCCUUUUUUAUUAUUUUUUAAAAAAGCAGCCGAGUCGCACCUCCUCCUCCUCGCACGUCCUCCUGCUGCUGCCACCGAAAAUAAACGUGGGGGACGGAGCGGUGACAAAACCCGCGGGGGAAAUCCUGCUGGCCUGGGCCGACCCCUCCGCCUCGAAGUCUGGGGGCACCCAAACUUGGUGGCCGGGGCAUGUGGCAGCCAACGAAGGCUUUUAUGCUCCUUGCUGCCUUCUCCUCCUCCGUGUUUGUCUUUACCGAUGCAGACUGAAGCUCCAUGCACCUCCCUGCCAAGCUGGUCGUGGUUUUCAUGAAGAUUUUCCCGUGGAAGCCCUGGCAAUGGGGCAAUGGGAACCUGCAGGAGCUGCGUGCCUCUGGGAAAGGGGGACAGAAAAGGUUUCGGUGGUCAUCACGGUGAAGGAGACGCAGCCUGUGGUCGGCUCAUGGUGAUGUUGCUGCUGCUUUGUGCCCGUUGUGGCCUUUUCUGCCGCGAUGUCCUGCCACAGCAAGGAUGUGCCUGGUGCUGGCGGAGCCUCACAUGCCAUCCCCUGGGCCCAGCACCUCCGACUGCAAAAACCAUUUGCUCCAGAGACAGGUGGAAGGCGUCCACCUCUUUUCCCAGCAGAUAGCUUCCCAGAAGAGCUUCGUUGUUUUUUUUUCUCAGCAUUUCGUUAGCAAAGAGCUUCCAAAUUCGAAACAGAAACCCACAGAACAGCACCUAACCCAGGCACCAACACCCGGCUUUUCCCCCAGCUGGAUCUGCGGCACCGCUGGGCAGGAUUUCCCUUCGCGGUGGCUGAAGGAGCUGCACACAUGGGUGCUGUGUACGUGGGUGCCACGGGCUGCAGCCGCCGUGGGGCUGGCAGGAGCGUGCGGGGAGCUUGUGGCAUUUCCCAGCACGAUAGCGAGUCCUCGGAGCUUAUCUGCCUGCACAGACGUGCGCUGUGGGGGCAAAGAUAGCGGGGUGCUGCGUGCUCCAGGCAGUCACAUUCGGACGGGAAAGGUCAGGAGCAGAGCUGAGAGGCAGCCGUGGAGCACUGGCACGAGGGCAGCCUUUGGAGACUGGGAGACCGGCGGGAGCGCUGCGAGGUGGGAGGAUGCUGCAGUGCGCCGGGGGCUGACACACGGUGCUGCGGCCGCAGGGAGCGGUGCCCCCGCCGCCCACCCAUGCUCCCCGCCGGCAGCCGGGGCAGCGCCCCGUGACGAGGGGCACCAGGCACUCGCCUUACCGGGACUGGGAUCGGGACUGGGACCAGGACCGGGACUGGGACUGGGUCCAUUUUCCCCACGCCAUGACGAGCCUCUUCCGACGCAGCAGCAGCAACGGCGGGUCGCGCGGCGGCUCCUCGGCGCAGGAGCUCAACAACAGCCGCCCCGCCAGGCAGGUCCGCCGGCUGGAGUUCAACCAGGCCAUGGAGGACUUCAAGACCAUGUUCCCCAACAUGGACUACGACAUUAUCGAGUGCGUUCUGAGGGCCAACAACGGCGCUGUGGACGCCACCAUCGACCAGCUCCUGCAGAUGAACUUGGACGGCAGCGGCUGCGACGACAGCUCGGACUCGGAGGACAGCAUCCCCCCCGAGAUCCUGGAGCGGACCCUGGAGCCGGACAGCUCGGACGAGGAGCCCCCCCCCGUGUACUCUCCCCCUGCCUACGAGAGCCAGGCGCUGGGCACCCACUGCCCCCGCGCACCCCCCACGCCGCCACCCAGGACGGACGUGCCGGGACCCGGCCGCUACAGGAACUGGAACCCACCGCUCCUGGGCAACCUCCCCGAGGAUUUCCUGCGCAUCCUGCCCCAGCAGGCUCCCCGCACCCAGGGCUCUCCAGGCUGCCGGCAGCCCGUGCCGAGGGGGCUCGUCCCGCGGGGCCAGGGCUCGCUGGAGCAGGAGAGGAGGUGGAAGCAGUACCUGGAGGACGAGCGGAUCGCGCUCUUCCUGCAGAACGAGGAGUUCAUGAAGGAGCUGCAGAGGAACCGGGAUUUCCUGCUGGCCCUGGAGAGAGACCGAUUGAAAUACGAGUCAAAAAAGUCCAAGUCGAGCAGUGUUGCUGGCAGCAACGAUUUUGGUUUCUCCUCCAUACUAUCAGGUGACGCAGCCCCCCCCGGAACCAGCGAGGCCGGCAGUGCCGUGUCCGACGAUGCCUUAUUCAGAGACAAAUUGAAACACAUGGGAAAGUCAACGCGCAAGAAGCUGUUUGAACUUGCCAGAGCCUUCUCCGAGAAGACGAAGAUGAGGAAGUCAAAAAGAAAACACUUGUUGAAGCACCAGGUGUUGGGGACGGCAGCUUCCACGGCAAAUCUUCUCGACGAUGUGGAAGGACACUCGUGCGAUGAAGACUUCCAAGCACGGAGGCAACAGCUCCAGGAGGAGGAGGAGACGCCAAAGGAAGGGCAGUAAAUGGUCCCAGCACUGGGCUUUAUUGCUGGCACAGAACAUGCAAAAGGCUUAAGAAGAAGAUGGCUGAAAAGGAAAGAAAAAAAAAAAAACAAACGCCCAACACCAAACAACCCAGUUUUUUGGCUGUUCCCCCUCUGCUUUUGUACUCCUCUGAAGUACAAGUAUUGAAGUGAGGCACAAAGUUUUCUUACCAGGGGUUUGAAAACAACUUCUCCUAUCUAGCAAAUCAGCCAAAAAAAAAAGAAAAAAAGGAAAAAAAAAAAGGAAAAAAAAGUCGGCAGCUGACCUGAGCUGCAGUGGAGCUGGUGGAUCUGAGAGCCGAGGAGCAGCCGCCUGCCCUGCUCCAUCCAAGCGGCGUCGCGAGAAGAGCGAAAAUCAGCUGUGCUACUGAGGAUGCGUCCAAACGUGGGGAUCUGCGGGGCUGCAGUGUCCUGAACAUAGCUCUGCAGCGAGCGGAUGCAACUUUGCUCUGCACACGCAGGAAAAGAAAACACACGAGGGAGAGAGAGAACCUAAAAAUCGUUGCCUACUAUUGCUAGGAGUAAUGAGCAGAGAUUCAGAUCAGGUAAUAGUCGAAUCAUAUAAAUUGUUUAUAAAAGGAAGGGCCUUCUUUUCCAAGGCGUUUCGCUUUGAAUUAAACCUUUGCCUUUGGCAUUGCUCAAACUGCCUUGAAGCCCGGACCCGAAGUGGCCGCAGCGAGGCCGGCUCGCUCCAGCUGCGCUCCCUGUGCCGGCACGGCACCAGCGGCUGGGUUCCUCCUUGAUUUAACCCUCAUGGCCGAGCCAGGCCACGUCCAUCAGGGGUGGCGUGCUGGUGGUGCUCCCCGGGUGCCAGGCAGGGCCCUCGGCGGGCCUGGGGACGCCCCUGCUGUAGGUAAGAUGCAGAUUUGGGCAUUUGCAGCUGGGGCUGGCGGAGACGUUUUCGGCACAGAGCGUUUGCAGGAGCUGCUGUGGGGCUGGGGCUCGGGGUGGCAGCAGGAGAGCUCCUUUCCCUGGGGGCUCGUUUUACCAGGGGAGGGCAGGGGUGGCCAGGAGGCAGCGCUCGAAUCGUUGCAGCAUUCAGAGAUGCUGUCAGGCUAAAAAUAAUUACGUAAACAAAUUCCUUCCCUGUGUAAGUAAUGAGUGACGAGCAUUAAGUCAGAAAUUGCUCCCGCCAGCACAUUUUCUUCUCCUUUAUCGGCAUAAUCUGUUUACUGCUCAAUUCAGGAGGUGGCUGUAGACGUGCCUGUUUCACUUUCUGGCUCCUGUGAACCAGCACAAAUGUUGCAAGAUUUGAGCUGUGAAGGCGGCAGACGCGGCAGCCCCAGCCAUCAGACACACACGCAACUGUUGUCCCUGCCUCUCCGCGGGGUUUGGUAACAAAAGCCCACAUUGCAGGCUCUGGCUCCCGACAGGCUCCUUUUCAAAUCCUCCCCGGAGCCCGCAUGCCUUUGAAGCGGACGCCAAGAGGUUUUUUUUUUUCCCCCUGCAAGCAGCGCAGCCGCUGCACCUGCUGAGCGCCACCGCGCCUCGCUGCCCCGAGGCCGUCCUCGCCGGGGGACAUGGCAUGGGGGGCACGGUGCUGGGGACACGGUGCUGGGGGACACGGCGUGCCAUGGGCACAGCCUGCGUGCUCCCGGCCGCACCAGGGCCCUGCACAGCCUGGGUGCUGUGGUCGCAGGCUGGCUGCUUGCAGCAGGAGCCCGGCGAGGUCUCGGCUCGGAGCAGCAGGAGAUGCACCCCCAGGACCCAUCCUGGCUUUGGUGGCGGCUCCUUUUCUGUGGGAGGAAGGGGAGAGGAGCGUCCCUCGAGUCUUGGUGCUGGCUGUAGGAGCCGGGGGCCGCAGCAGUCCCGAGCUUGCCUCGAAGGUGACGUUGUGGCAGCAGCAAUGGGACGCGGGGAGGUGCUGGAGAGGCACGGUGCUGCCCUGUGCCGUGCAGGGUAGGACCGGUGUCUGGCAGGGUGUGUGUGUCCCUGUGUGCAGGGGCACAGUGUGGAGCUGGGGCUUCUUGCUGGGAACAGGAGGCCCUUCAGGAGCGGAGUGGGGCUUUUAUCCCUAGCCUGGGACUGGCAGAAAGCAAGGAGGGGCGACUUCCCCGUCGCCUGCUGGCUCUGAGGUUAGCAGGAGGCUGCUGCCGCUCCCUCCCAGCCCAAAGCAGCUCUGCAUAUUUGGAAGAAAACCAAGCUUGGAAUUGGAUCAGCUUGUAAAUGUUCCAGCGCCUCUGAGCUACCGAGUGCUUAACUUUCAGCUAAGUCUCCGUGAGUGCAGGACGCACCGACAGGCGGUGGAGCAGAAGCUCGGGUAGGAAGCUGCUUGUCCCCAUGGUGCCAUCACCCCACGGCUGCUCUGGUGGCAGUGAGAGGGUCGGGGGCGAACAGCAGCGAGGUGCUCGUGGCCAGGUGGGUGCUUACAGCCCAUGGCCGAGCGCUGGUGGGGCCCUAGGAGGGUUUGUUGUGCCCCUUGUCCUUUUACGAGAGCCACGUAAGGCUUUGGUGCCCUGGGCGAGCCACUUCCAGGCCAUGUCUCAGGCCAGGCCUGCUGGAAAUGUGGGGAGAGGUGGGGCACAGGGGCACUGCGCAGCCUCCGUCCGCUGCACGCGGUGGGUUUUGAGCCCAGCGCUUCACAGGGGCUUGGGGCUGUGUUCGUUAACACGGUCUAACAACUUGCCCUUAAAUAUCCUAGUCUAGGCAAAGCCUCGCUGAAUGAUGUCACUCUGCAGCCAUUUCAAAAUAUCUUGGAGGCACAAAGCAUCAUUUCAAAGGAGGAUGGAGAGUGAUUAUUUUUAUCUCCUUUAAAAAAAAAAAAAAGUCAGGUCUAAUGAGUAGGAAGGCCACUAAAACCGGCUUGGAAGCCAAAAUGCAUUUCUUACAUAAAACCGUACAACUCUCAGUGACGUUUGUAUCACUUCUCUACAAAAUGUUUUAAAAGGAACAAACCAACAAAACCAAUCUGUGGUGUGUGCGUGUUGCUAUUUUAGACUUUAUUUCCAUAAGUGAUUUUUUUCUUAAAGAUGUUUAAUAGUAAUUCAUAUAAUAAAGUCCUGUUGUACUCUUAA
Molecule: messenger RNA, 5577 nt
Organism: Anas platyrhynchos (mallard)
Lineage: Eukaryota; Metazoa; Chordata; Aves; Anseriformes; Anatidae
Gene: CUEDC1
Product: CUE domain containing 1
Molecular function (GO): ubiquitin binding
Source: RefSeq, a predicted model, not a curated record